Messenger RNA from Condylostylus longicornis, 4535 nucleotides. RefSeq lists its product as uncharacterized. NCBI's taxonomy places the organism in Eukaryota, Metazoa, Arthropoda, Insecta, Diptera, Dolichopodidae. The transcript is spliced from 9 exons. The coding region runs from base 1999 to 3627 and encodes 542 amino acids. The record is from RefSeq and is a predicted model, not a curated record.
CUUAUCAAUAAUAUAACAGUUUCAUUAUAAUUGCAUUAUUAAUCGAUUAUAAAAUCUUAAUUUAUUGAAAAAGAUUAAGAAAAAUAUAAAAUAAUGGAACAUUAAAAUUAAAAAGAAAAAAAAAAUAGAAAAACUAUAAAAAAAAUAUUAAAAUAAAAUUUAUGAACAGUAAGAUAAUAAAGCAUAAAAAAUAUAAAUAAAGGCGAAACAUUGCAUUAAAUAAAAUAACAACGAAGAGAACAAAAACAAAAAAGAGAGUAACAUAACAGAAAACCGAACGAAAAAAAACAUAUCCGAUUUGAUCUGUAAAAAAAUUUAAAAAUCUGUGUUAUGCUUGUUCGUGUAUUUCCGUUUUUCUUUUAUUAUUUCUCUUGAAACUUUCUUAACUCUUUUUUUUUUAUUAUUAUUAUUUUUGUAAUGUGUUGAAAUUGCUUACCUAUACAUACAAUAUAUAGGGAACACAAUCAUAUGUGAUAAUUCAAAUGCAAAAAAAAAAAAUAAUAAAAUAAAAAAAUAAUGAAGAAAAAAAUUUACAUUAUUUAUGACAUUCGGUGGUUAAAGUGUUAAAAAUAUAAUCAGGCAAACGAAUAAAAAUAAAAAAAACAGUGAUUUUUUUGCCUAAAUAAAAAAAAAUAAGACUGAAAAGCAAAAAAAAAUAGCAAACACAAAACAAAGGAAAAAAGAUUUUACGGUCAGAUAAAAAUUUAAAAAAAAAAAAAAUUCUCAAUUUGCAAAUUUUUGUUUUUUGCUCCUUGCUGUCGUCUCAGAAUUAACAAACAGAAAAAAAAAUAUUUAUUCUUCUUUAUUUUUCUCUUUUUAACUUUUGCUCCAAAAAAAAUUAAAAUAACAAAUGACUUUCUGUUGUUUUGUCUACCUAAGCGUUAAAUGAAGGCAAAGAUUAAAAAUCAAAAAAAAAAAAAAUUAUUUUUAGUUAAACAGUCAACUACUGUGAAUGCAACGCGACAAAACGUUUCAAACAUUUUGUUAUAAAUCGUCAUAUGGCACGCAUGCAAAGCUACAUACUAAUGAGAAUUUCAAACAAUAAUAUUAUAUGUAAUGUAGCUACUAUUUUAUGCCAGAGAACAACAACAUACACAAUUUGUCAUAAAAUCAGAACUAUUUACAGUAAUUAAAAAAUAAUAUUCUACAGUGCGAUUAAAAGUUUAAAAGAAGCUUACAAUUUAAUUUGCAGUUUGAAUCUCGUUCCAUCGACAAUUAAAAAAUAAAAUUAUACUCACAUAGAGCAAAAUAAAUAGUGUAUAUAAAUGUAAAAGUGAAUAUUUUUUUAUUUAAAAUUAAUUAAAAUUAAAAAUUAAUAUUUCCAAAGUAAGAAUAAUUUAUUAACGCACAAAAAAUAAAAGAGAAGAAAAAACAACAAACAAAAAAGCAAAAAAAAAAAAAAAUACGCAGCAAGAGAAAAAAUGAAGACGUUUUAGUGAUUUGUCGCUUUGUUGCUUUUUAAAAAAAUUUUUAAUUUAUGAAAUUUUCAUUUCAUAUUUUUAUUAUUUCCUGUUUUAAAAUCUCCAAUUAUUUUAAUUUAUUUUAUUAAUUUAUUUAUUUAAUUUUUGUUUUUUUUUUUUACAAAAUUUGCAGUAAAUUCAAUAAAUUUCGAAAGAAAUAAAAAUUUCAAAAUUAAAGUGAAUAAAAAAAAAAUUUUUUUUUUAAGUUUUUGUUGCAUACGCUACAUAAAAUAAAAAUAAUAAGAAAAAAAAAAUUUAAUUUUUUUAUGCAUUAUUUACGCAUUAAAUUAUUUUUUUUUGUGAAAAAUAAAAGUAAAAAUUAAAGUGUUGUCACACCCGGCAAAAUGUUUCAAAUAAUUUUGAGCUAAAAUUGCAAAAAAAAGGGAAAAAAGUUAUAGCUAAAAAAUUUACGAAUUUAUUUCUUAAAAAAUUUUUUAAUGCAAUUUUUUAGUUCGAUUGUGAUAAUUUGGCAUUAAAUUUUAUUUUUUUCGUGUUUUUUUUUUUUUGUUUUCGCUGCUAAAAUAAUUUAUAUGAAAAAAUGCUUGGAGUUCUUAAGAAAUGGAAAACAAAUAGAAGGCCUUUACUAGAUGCGGUCAUUAAAACUGCAGAAGAUGAUAGGGAUGAACAACAGCAAGAUGUUGCACCACCGCGAUUUAUUAAAAUCUCGGAUGGUAAAAUAUCACUUGGACCACCAAAUAUUUCUGACAAUAAUAAAGAAAAGGAGAUGUUGGAGCGUCGAGUUCUUGAACUUGAAAAUGCUUUACAAAAAGUUCAAGAUCAAUUGAAUCAUAGCCAAUGCGGGUCACCGACACUAGAAAAAGAUUUGAAGGAACAAUUAGAAAGUAUGAAUCGCACAAUAAAAUCAAAAGAAAGGAGAGCAAUUCAAGUAUGUCGAGAUCAUAAAGCUUUACAGGCUCGAUUCGCUAGACAAGAAACUAUUCUUAAUACAUUACAACAAGAGAAUAAACAAUUACAGCAACGUGUUAGACAAUAUGAGCAUUGUUUAGAUGAUGUUAUGGGCAAAAUAGUUCAUGCAUUAGUUAAUGAAGAUAGUCUUAAGUUAGAGGUUUCUAUGUUAAAAAAUCGUGUUAAAGAUUUAGAAGCUCAAAAUGCUGCAUUAUCAGCAAGUCCUGCUAAAGGUAAAGAUGAAGGUUAUUGUACUAUGAGUAGCGGACAACCUCAACCAUCAAAUAGUCAUUUAGAAGAUUUACCAGAAGAACCAGAACAAUGGCUAUUAGCAGCUGAACCAUGUUCAGCUGAAAUGGAAGAUUGGAGUAUGUCACAAGAUGAAUUGGGUGUUAUAACAUUAGAUGAUGAUGGUAAUGAACAUGAACAUGAUUGGAUAUGGAAUUCAAGUUAUUUAAAUUCAACAAUGAUUGAUUCACAAUCAGAAGAAAUAUCACAAUUAUUAAAAGAAACGAUCGUUUAUUCUGAUGAUGAAGAAUUAACAUGUACUGAUUUUACUAGAGAUUUUUAUAAACUUGUUAAUAUUCCAUCCGGUAGUACACAUAGUCUUUAUUCUCAUAUGGAUGCUGAAACUGAUGAUGAAGAUGAUGAUGACGAUGAUGAUGAUAAUGAAAAUAAUCAUUAUCAAAUAGAAAAUAAUUCUAAUGAUGAUGAUGAAAUUAUUAUUGAAAUGGGAGGACAAAAUAAUAAUAAUUUAAAUAAAGAAAAUAAUAGUAAUAGUGAUAAAAAAUUAAAUAUUAGAACAACAAAAAAUAAAAAAUCAGGACCAAGUCCAACACCAAGUGAAGCUGGUCGUGCAUUAGUUACAAGCUGUUCUUCAAGUGAAUCUGAAGGAAUACCAAUAAUAUCAAAUACAAAUUGUUAUUUAAAAGAAUGUGAAAAUUUAAAUCCUUCCUAUAGUAUUGAUGAAAAUCUAUUAACGCUUAAUAAUAAAACGAAUACAAGUAAAAAUAAAUUAUCAAUAAAAAGUGAAGUACAAUCAUCUAUGAUACCGCAAUCGGCAAUUAAAUUAAAAGAAAUUGCAAUACCUAGCACUAGUUAUAGUACAUCAAAUUCAGUAUGGCGAAAAAGUAAUGGCUGGAAAAGAAUAGCUACAACUUCACCUAAAAAGGAAGAACAACCAAUUAAAAAACAACCGUCACCAAUGAAAAAAUCAAAAAUUCCACCACCAGUUCCAGUUCGACGUUCCUACGCCAGUUAAAAUCCUAAAAUUUUUAAUUUAAUUAAUUAAAAAUCGAAAAUUUUUAUUCAAAGCUCUUAUUAAAAACUAGAAAAGAAAAGAAAAACAAAUCGUUUCAAAUAAUUAAAUGGAAAAUUUAGUUAAAAUCUCUAAAUUGAAAUAUUUUCAAUCUUGGAACAUAACUUAAACUUAUUUAAUGGCUUUAUAAAUAUCUAAUAAUAAUUGAAAAAUAAAACCCGUUUGUAUAAAAUAACCUUAUACCUUAUAAUAUUCCUUAACUAUUCUUAAUAACUAUUUGGAAAAUAAAUAAAGAAAUAACAAAAUUAAUUAAAAUAUAUUGAGGUUAUUUUAAAAUUAUUAUUUCUGAAAUCGAUAACACAAGUCUCAUAUAAUAAAUUCAUUUAAUUUCAUGGUACGUUUCAAUCGGAAUAUUUUAAAUGAAAUAUUCUUUUAUAUUCUAGCAGCAGUUGCCAGUAGGAUUUUAUUUCAUUUUAGCGAAAAUUGGUUUCAGCAGACAAUUGGAACCUUAAAUUUGUUGAAAACAUAUUGAAAAUAAUGAAUUAUUAGAAAUAUUUUUGUGAAUAUAAAAUAUUUACUGUAUUCCAUCAGCAUUCAACUGGUUUUCUAAAAGUUUUUAAUUUAAAAUGUUCAUUUUAACAAUAUGACCUGCAAGGGAGCUUAAAUUUUCAAAUAUGUUUUCUAGUUUUCGAUAAUUCUUUUACAAGAAUAUAUUAAAUUAAAAAACCUACUGGCAAAAUUUCAUUAUUCCCUUAAUAAUUUCUAAUUUCUUAUAAUUUUCGGUUCGAAACUCUUACCGAUUUCAGAAUUAAAUUCUCAAUUUUUAAUAUCCGGAUAUUAAUUGCAAUCAAAUUGAUUAAUUCUAAAUUAAAAAUACCAAGAAAGAAAAAAAAUAAUAAUAAUUAAAAAAA